Diplodia corticola is the source of this 1614-nucleotide messenger RNA. RefSeq names its product ntf2-like protein. The record is from RefSeq and is a predicted model, not a curated record. The coding region runs from base 1 to 1614 and encodes 537 amino acids. The transcript is spliced from 3 exons. Lineage: Eukaryota; Fungi; Ascomycota; Dothideomycetes; Botryosphaeriales; Botryosphaeriaceae.
AUGGCUCUCAGCGCCGCAUACCAGUCCUUCCUCGGCGCCCCCGCCACCGCGCAGCUGGCCCCGGGCGCCUCGCUCCACUACGUCCCCACCACCACCACCGUGACGGAGCCCACCGCCAUCCUCAAGCACCUGGUCGCCCAGGGCAAGCUCUUGAAGAAGAAGGCCGAGAAGAUCCUCAGCACCAUUGAGAGCAGCAAUGGCCUCUGCCUCGAUGUCGAGACCACCCUGGAGCUCGUCAACGGCGGCGGCGCCUACCUCCCGGGCCUGGAUGACAAUUUCAUUGCCGACCGCACCGUGACGUUCCCUGUGAUCCACAUUGUCCAGUUCGACGCCGAGCACAAGAUCGUCUCGAUUCGCAUGCACUGGGACCAGGCCUCGCUUCUCAAGCAGGUCGAUGUCAUCGGCGCCCGCGCGCGCAACUGGCCCAUCCGCGACGCCAAGGACCAGAUCCGCCUCAUCAACGUUUGCGCCGCCAGCGCUCCCGCCGCUUCCAGCGCUCCUUCCCGCCGCAACACCUCGGCAGGCGACAGUGAGAACGGGAGCAGGCCCCAGACCAGCAGGAGCAACACCAGUGCCACUACCGACCCUCACGCGAGCUUGUCUCUGUUUGCGCCUCGUGAGGAGGAAGACGAGCCCGAGACACCCUCUGGACCCAGGGUGGAGCGCGCGAGGGCGAGCAAGCCAGUGUCGCGCGGCCUGCACGAGAUCAUCUCCCCCGAGCACCAGGCGCCUGAGCGCAGCGCUUCUCCCGCCAAGGCCGGCGCUGCCAAGCACUACCACCCGAUCAGAAUCUUUGAGAAUGAAGGCGAGACGCAGGAGGAGGAACCCGCGCAUCGCGGCAUCAAAUCCAACGCGAAGAAGUAUAACCACUUCGAGUUCGGCGAGGGCGAGGAUGCUCCCCAGGCCGAGCAGAGGCCGGCCUCCAAGUCCAAGAAGCACACGCCGCAAUGGGGAUUCGAGGACUUUGCGACCCCCGAGAAGACGCGCACCAAGAUCCUGCCACAGCACACCAAGUCAAUCGGAUGGAGUGACGACGAGGAACCCGAGGAAUCUCCCGUCAAGCGUCCCGUGGUGCACCAGCCGCGCAAGGAUGCCAGGACUCACUUCGACUUUGACGACGAAGCUACCCCUGUGGCUCAGAGGACCAAGGAAGUCAGCGGCAAGGGCAACAAGCACAGCAAGGGUCUUGGUCUCUACCAGGACCCCAUCCUUGACGAGGAGGAAGAGAUGGGCAAGAAUGGCCCGCUCCGCGAGACCAGCAAGAACACCAACUCCAACAAGCACAUUGGCAGUUCUUUCGAAAUCAGUGACGACAGCCCCAACCCAUCCCACGUUGCCAAGCCGAACAAUGAGAACACCAACGGCGGCGGGAUGAAGAAGCUGUACCAGGACCUGGACGCCAACUGGGAAUCCACCGACAAGCCCGCCCGCAAGGAGCGUGGCAUCAACAUUGGUGGUGACGGAAUGGGUGGCAAGAAGGGCAGCAACCGCGACUGGAUGUUUGGAGAGGACGACGCUGAGGAGGACAAGGGGAGGAGCACCAUCACCGGCAGGAAGAUCACUACGAUGAGGGACCCCAACAAGACUUCCGGGGGUUCCUUCUGGGAUUUCUAA